CAGAGACGAGGCAGAAGAGGAACAAGCAGCUCCUCCUGAAGAGAAGGAUCCAGGACAGGGACAGAUGUGGUGGCCCAGCCUGUCAUGGCCGGGCCUGGGGCCCGUGGUCCCCUCCCCGUGGCUGCUGCUGCUGCUGGCCACGGCAUCCUGGCUCGUGGCUCGGGUCCUCGUGUGGAUCUACGCCUUCUGCAAAACCGCGUGGCGCCUCCGGUGCUUCCCGCAGCCGCCGAGGCGGAACUGGUUCCUGGGGCACGUGGGCCUGGGCCCGCCCACAGAGCAGGGCAUGCAGGAAGUGACGCAGCUGGUGGCCGCCUACCCCCAGGGUUUCAUGGUGUGGCUGGGCCCUGUUGUUCCCCUCAUCAGUCUGUGCCACCCUGACGUCGUGCGACCCGUCCUCAACGCCUCAGCUGAAGUGGCGAUCAAGGACGUGAUCUUCUACGAGUUCCUGAGGCCCUGGCUGGGCGACGGACUCCUGCUGAGCGCCGGGGCCAAGUGGGGCCGCCACCGGCGCAUGCUGACGCCCGCCUUCCACUUCAGCAUCCUGAAGCCAUACCUAAAGAUCUUCAACGACAGCGUCAACACCAUGCACGCCAAGUGGCGGCGUCUGAUGGCGGAGGGCGUCACGCGUCUGGACAUGUUCGAGCACAUCAGCCUCAUGACCUUGGACAGUCUGCUGAAAUGCGUCUUCAGCUUUGACAGCAACUGCCAGGAGAAGCCCAGUGAGUACAUCGCUGCCAUCGUGGAGCUCAGCGCCCUGGUGGCCAAGAGACACCAGCAACCGCUGCUGCACCUGGACUUCCUGUACCAGCUGACCCCCGACGGGCGCCGCUUCCGGAAGGCCUGCCGCCUGGUGCACGCCUUCACCGACGCUGUCAUCCGGGAACGGCGCCGCUCCCUCCUGGGCCAGGGCCUGGAUGAUGGCCUCCGGGCCAAGGCCAAGGCCAAAACCCUGGACUUCAUCGACGUGCUUCUGCUGGCCAAGGAUGAGGACGGGAAGGCGCUGUCCGACCAGGACAUCCGGGCGGAGGCCGACACCUUCAUGUUUGAGGGCCACGACACCACGGCCAGCGGGCUCUCCUGGGUCCUCUACAACCUGGCCACGCACCCGCAGCACCAGGAGCGCUGCCGGCAGGAGGUGCGGGAGCUGCUGAGGGACCGCGACCCGCAGGAGGUGGAGUGGGACGACCUGGCCCGGCUGCCCUUCCUCACCAUGUGCCUCAAGGAGAGCCUGCGGCUGCACCCGCCCGUCACCGUCAUCUCCCGCCGCUGCGCGCGGGACGUGCAGCUGCCCGACGGCCGGGUCAUCCCCAGAGGCGUCAUCUGCCUGAUCAGCAUUUUCGGGAUUCAUCACAACCCCGCGGUGUGGCCGGACCCCGAGGUCUUCGACCCCUCCCGCUUCGACGGGGACCACGCGGAGGACCGGUCCCCGAUGGCCUACGUCCCCUUCUCGGCGGGGCCCAGGAACUGCAUCGGGCAGACCUUCGCGCUGAGCGAGAUGAAGGUGGCGCUGGCGCUGACGCUGCUGCGCUUCCGCGUGCUGCCCGCAGGGGGCGCCGCGGGGCCCGAGCCGCGCCGGAAGCCGGAGCUCAUCCUGCGCGCCGAGGGCGGCCUGUGGCUGCGCGCGCAGCCCCUGGACUGACCCCGCCCCGCCCCCGCCCUCCCCCCGCCCGGACAG
Dipodomys spectabilis (banner-tailed kangaroo rat) is the source of this 1675-nucleotide messenger RNA. Its product is annotated as cytochrome P450 4F1-like. The record is from RefSeq and is a predicted model, not a curated record. The transcript is spliced from 13 exons. Bases 65 to 1639 code for a protein of 524 amino acids. Gene Ontology annotation, molecular function: oxidoreductase activity, acting on paired donors, with incorporation or reduction of molecular oxygen; monooxygenase activity; heme binding. Lineage: Eukaryota; Metazoa; Chordata; Mammalia; Rodentia; Heteromyidae.